Chinchilla lanigera (long-tailed chinchilla) is the source of this 5291-nucleotide messenger RNA. It is a transcript of the gene Plekha7, whose product is annotated as pleckstrin homology domain containing, family A member 7. Gene Ontology annotation, biological process: epithelial cell-cell adhesion; cell-cell adhesion mediated by cadherin; pore complex assembly. The record is from RefSeq and is a predicted model, not a curated record. The transcript is spliced from 26 exons. The coding region runs from base 251 to 4006 and encodes 1251 amino acids. Gene Ontology annotation, cellular component: pore complex; zonula adherens. Lineage: Eukaryota; Metazoa; Chordata; Mammalia; Rodentia; Chinchillidae.
CCGUGCUGGGACGCGCCGUCCUGGGCGAGCAGCAUCGCCCGUGGCGCGCUCUGGACUGCCGGGGUCCAUCGUCUGGCGCUGUGCCACGUGCUCGAGUCUGCGCUGAUGUCAAAUGGGUGUGGGCUCUUUGGGAAGGGCCCUGCGAGGACGCGGAGGGCGCGCGAUGUGCUGCGCGCGCGUGGAGGCCCCAGUGUGCUCUGUCGCCCAGCGCUGCUGACCAGUUGCAGGACUGGGCUCACGGAGAGGGCGCAUGGAGCCGCGGCGCUGCUGGCCGGGGGAUGUAUGCCCCGCAGCCUUGGGGGACUGGCGGGAACCGCUGAGGGGGGCCUGCAGCCAUAACCAGCAGACCACAGCAUUUAGGCAUCCUGUGACCGGGCAGUUUUCUCCAGAAAAUAGCGAAUUCAUUCUUCAAGAAGAGCCAAACUCACAUAUGUCAAAGCAAGAGAGAAACCAAAGACCGUCCAGCAUGGUCAGUGAAUCAUCCACAGCUGGGACCACGUCCACCUUGGAGGCCAAGCCUGGACCCAAGAUCAUCAAGUCCAGCAAUAAAGUCCACAGCUUUGGGAAGAGGGAUCAAGCCAUUCGGAGAAACCCCAAUGUUCCAGUGGUGGUGAGGGGCUGGCUGCACAAGCAGGACAGUUCUGGGAUGAGACUAUGGAAAAGGAGGUGGUUUGUGCUUGCUGAUUACUGCUUGUUUUACUAUAAAGACAGCCGAGAAGAAGUGGUCCUGGGAAGCAUCCCUCUGCCCAGCUAUGUGAUCUCGCCCGUGGGCCCUGAGGAUCGCAUAAGUCGCAAGUACUCCUUUAAGGCUGUGCACACGGGGAUGCGAGCGCUUAUCUACAACAGCUCCACGGCAGGCUCCCAGGCCGAGCAGUCAGGCAUGAGGACCUACUACUUCAGUGCUGACACCCUGGAGGACAUGAACGCUUGGGUGAGGGCCAUGAACCAGGCUGCACAGGUGCUGUCUCGAUCAUCACUGAAGAGGGAUUUGGAGAAAGUGGAGCGGCAGGCAGUGCCUCAAGCCAACCACACAGAGUCCUGUCGAGAGUGUGGCAAUACGGGACCUGGACACUCAAGGAAUUGUCCUCAUCGCGGCCAUGAUGACUCUGUUGGCUUUGAGAGGCAGGAGCAGGAAGAACAGCGGUACCAUUCCCAGAGAGACCUGCUGGAGAGCAAGCGGGACAGGAGCAAGGCCAGGUCCCCAUACUCACCCACUGAGGAGGAUGCCUUGUUUGUGGAUUUACCCAGUGGCCCAAGAGGCCAGCAGGCACAGCCCCAGCGCGCAGAGAAGAAUGGCAUGCUGUCUGCCUCUUAUGGCCCUGGAGAGCAGAAUGGUACUGGCGGGUACCCUCGGGCCUUUCCUCCCAGGGCCACCACAGAGAAGCACAGCCAGAGGAAGAGCAGCCUGGCCCAGGUGGAGCACUGGGCAAAGGCCCCGAAGGCAGAUGGCAGGAGCCUUCCCUCAGACCAAACACUUCCUCGCCAGGGUCCCAGCCAGCCCCUGUCCUUCCCAGAAAACUACCAGACCCUUCCCAAGAGCACCCGGCACCCCUCAGGGGGGUCCUCGCCCCCUCCGCGGAACCUGCCUAGCGACUACAAGUAUGCACAGGACCGUGCCAGCCACCUGAAGAUGUCAAGUGAGGAACGCCGGGCACACCGGGAUGGCACUGUGUGGCAGCUGUAUGAGUGGCAGCAGCGCCAGCAGUUCCGGCAUGGCAGCCCCACAGCACCCAUAUGUGCUGGCUCCCCGGAGUUUGCAGACCAGGGCCGGAGCAGGAGCAUGCUGGAGGUGCCCCGCUCCAUCUCUGUGCCUCCAUCACCCUCGGACAUCCCUCCCCCAGGGCCCUCGAGGGUCUUGCCACCCAGGAGGCCACACACGCCAGCAGAGCGUGUCACUGUGAAGCCACCAGAGCAGAGGAGAAGUGUGGACAUCUCACUGGGAGGUUCUCCCAGGAAGGCACGGGGCCAUGCCAUCAAGAACUCCUCGCAUGUGGACCGACGCUCCAUGCCUUCCAUGGGUUACAUGACCCACACUGUCAGUGCUCCCAGUUUACAUGGAAAAUCGGCUGAUGAUACCUAUCUUCAGCUGAAGAAAGACUUGGAAUACCUGGAUCUAAAGAUGACAGGCCGGGACCUUCUCAAGGAUCGAAGCCUGAAGCCUGUGAAGAUUGCUGAGAGUGACAUUGAUGUCAAACUGAGCGUCUUUUGUGAACAAGAUAGGAUCCUCCAGGACCUGGAAGAUAAGAUUCGAGCCCUCAAGGAGAACAAAGAUCAGCUAGAAUCCGUGCUGGAGGUGUUGCACAGACAGAUGGAGCAGUACCGAGACCAGCCACAGCACUUGGAGAAGAUUGCCUACCAGCAGAGGUUGCUGCAGGAGGACCUGGUCCACAUCCGAGCAGAGCUCUCCAGAGAGUCUACUGAAAUGGAGAACUCCUGGAAUGAGUACCUGAAGUUGGAGAGUGAUGUGGAACAGCUGAAGCAGACCCUGCAGGAACAACACAGACGAACCUUUUUUUUCCAGGAGAAAUCACAGAUACAGAAGGACCUGUGGAGGAUUGAAGAUGUCCUUGCAGGUCUGAGUGCAAAUAAAGAAAACUACAGAAUCCUGGUGGAAUCGGUCAAAAAUCCUGAGAGAAAAACAGUGCCUUUGUUCCCUCACCCGCCUGUGCCUUCACCCUUGACCUUGGAGAGCAAGUCGCCCCCACAGCGCAGCCCUCCUGCCAGCCCAGUGCGGACCCCUCUAGAAGUUCGGCUGUUCCCACAGCUGCAGACCUAUGUGCCCUACCGACCUCACCCGCCCCAGCUAAGGAAAGUGACAUCCCCGCUUCAGUCACCAACUAAGACAAAGCCCAAAAUGGAAGAUGAGGCACCUCCUAGGCCCCCGCUUCCUGAACUUUACAGCCCAGAGGACCAGCCGCCUGCUGUGCCCCCGCUCCCGAGGGAGGCCACCAUCAUCCGGCACACUUCUGUGCGGGGCCUCAAGCGGCAGUCAGAUGAAAGGAAGCGAGACCGGGAGCUGGGGCAGUGUGUGAAUGGGGACUCGCGGGUGGAGCUCCGGUCGUAUGUCAGUGAGCCGGAGCUGGCCACCUUCACUGGGGACAUGGCUCAGCACUCCCUGGGACUCGUGGGUCCUGAGAGCAGGUACCAGACGCUGCCAGGCAGAGGGCUCUCCGGGUCCACAUCCCGGCUCCAGCAGUCAUCCACCAUUGCGCCCUACGUCACACUCCGGAGGGGUCUAAAUGCCGAAAGCAGCAAGGUGACCUUCCCUAGACCCAAGAGUGCCUUGGAGCGCCUAUACUCGGGGGACCACCAGCGGGGCAAGAUGAGUGCUGAGGAGCAGCUGGAGCGCAUGAAGCGGCACCAGAAGGCCCUGGUCCGCGAGCGCAAGAGGACACUGAGCCAAGGAGAGAGGACAGGCCCAGCCUCAGCUCGAUACCUCGGCCAGCCGCUCCCUGGGGACCUGGGCUCAUGGAAGCGGGAGCAGGACUUUGACCUGCAGUUGCUGGAACGGGCCAUGCAAGGGGAAAGGAAGGACAAGGAGGAGAAUGGCUGGUUGAAAGUGCAGGCCAUGCCUGUCACAGAGUUGGACCUGGAACCACAAGACUAUGACCUGGACAUCAGCAGAGAGCUGUCCAAACCUGAGAAAGUCUCCAUCCCCGAGCGCUAUGUGGAGCUGGAUCCUGAAGAGCCACCCAGUCUCGAGGAGCUGCAGGCACGUUACCGCAAAGCCGAGAAGAUCCGCAACAUCCUCACCCGGUCAAGCAUGUGCAACCUGCAGCCCUCAGCAGCCCAGGACCGCAACAGCCUGGCCGACCUGGACUCACAGCUGCAGGAGCAGGAGCGCAUCAUCAACAUCUCCUAUGCCCUGGCCUCUGAAGCCUCCCAGCGCAGCAAGCAGGUGGCAGCGCAGCAGCUGGCCCUCCUCCCACCUAAAGCGCCCCUGUCCUCCAGGACGGUGCCACCUUAUCCCCCCUUAAGCAACGGACUCCACUACACCUUUGUCUAACACCGUCCAACCCAGGCAGUGACUGACCCGUGACCCAGUGUGCAGAGAAGCCUGGAUCCAGGGCCAAGUGGAACCAGCUCCUCCCAGGAGAUUGGCCUCUCUGCCCCACUGCCCGUUGCAGCUGAGCAGGUUCUGGCAGAGGAAGGAACAGCACACCAACCAUGAGGCGCCCCCCCCCCCCGAAGCUGGGUCCCAACAUAUCCCCAUUUGUUCCUGCUCAGACUCCUUUUUACAAGUGACAAAGGCACUUUGGAUGGACACUGUAAAAUACUGGCACUGUAUCCUAGAAUCAGAAUGUAUUUUAUACUGUUCACCUCAAGGGCUGCACGGCUGGGAUGGUGAGGAUGCAGGGUGGUAGCUGCACAUACAGAUUCAGGUACUCGUGGGGUGGUAGGUAUGGGGAGGGGGUGGACGGGGCAAGAAGCGGCAGUCCAGCUGUUGCGGACUCAGGUGAAAUUGUGCUUCCUGUGGGCUCUAGUGUGGUCCCACUGGUACUCAGUCCUGGCAGAGAGGGCCCUCAGCUGCAGACAGUGGCCGUCCCUGACCUGACCUCGUGACCAGCACCAAGUGACGCUCAUCCAGGGUGCACGUGGAGCCCACGUCUGUGCCUCGGCCCUUGGUUUUGGUGUAGGGGCAGCGAUGUGUUUGAGAGCUCUGAGUUCCCUAACCUCGCCAGGAGGUUCUCUCAGCAAAGGGCUCUUCUUGCAGAGAAGCAGCUUACUUUCAUUAAAAAAUACAUUUUGAAGUACAAAAAAUGUGAGAGGAAGCACCUUUUUGUAUCAUAGCAAUAAACUCUGUACUGGGUGGCAUCUACCUGAGAAUCCCUGACUACUGACUUCCCGCCAAGCAGGCGUUACAGGAACCUUUACCGCCUGCCUAGAGGACCUCUGGUUCGGGUCCCUAGGACGUGGGUCUGGUGGCAGGCGGGCAAGCUCUCUGCCAGCCUUGAUGAACCUGUCACCAGCAGGGCCACCACCGCAAGACUUUAACGUGACUUCUAGCCCCAAAUGAGGAGGAGGCUACCAAGCCAGGCGCAGUAUUUAUGGUCCUUUAUUUAAAGUUGUCUCACAAUGUUCUGUGUAAGAAAACAAUGUUUAAAAGGAAAAAAUGAAAACUUUCAUCGGGUGGAGCCACACUUUAAAUGAAAAUUUGUGUCUAUGCUCAGAAAAAAAAGAAUCUUGAAUAUAUUUAGAAGUUGCGGUCUAUUUUUAACUAACUCCAUAUGCUGCCAGUAUCAACUUCAUGACAUUUGCCAAAAUAAAAUUUUAUUUUUGCCUUUAUAGGA